AUGCUGAAAUAAUAAGAUCAAUAGCAGGAUGGAUUUGUUAGUUUUAUGUUAGAAAAGGAAGAUUCUUAUGUAAUGAAUCACAGUGAGAAUCCUAUUAAAAAUAACAAAGAUGAGGACUAUUAUAAACAAUUAAGUAGGUAAUUUUAUGGCCAGAAAAGUGAAGGUAAUGUAGUCAUAUGCCUAAUAAAGUAGUGAAAUUGGCGCCGAAGAUCGAUCCUGCAAUGUUAAAAUAUAAAAUUGUAUCUCGUACUUUCAUCACCAAUUCAGAGAGACAGAAACCUGCAAUCUCAGUUCCUACAAUCAGUGAAUAAUUGUAAUAGGUAUAAGUUUAUUGUAAUAAUUCCUUUUCCUAUUAUAGUAGAUCUAGAAACUCUUAUCGUCAAGCAAACCUCAAUUCUAGAGUAGCAUCCAAAGCACUUAAAAGAAAAGCGUUCAUUCUACAUAAAAAAUAAAUAAAAUUAAAAAUUUGUAUAUGUAAUAAUAGCCAGCAAAAUUUAAUAUUCCUAUUCCAAUCAAAAAAAUGAAUAUUCUUGGACCUCGAACUUAUCGAUUAAGAAUUGAAGAAUCGGCAGAUCAAUUUAAUCAAAUUACUCUAAAUUCAUAUAGAAGCACAUUAAACAGUAGCACCAAAAGCAUUGCAAAAUAAGAUAGAAAUACAGAUAAUUGUUAUCCUAUCAAAUUGUAAACCUAAUUACGAGAAGAUAACUCAAGUAAUGUAUUUAAAAUAUCAUUUCGAAAUAAAUAUUGA
Paramecium octaurelia is the source of this 748-nucleotide messenger RNA. Lineage: Eukaryota; Ciliophora; Oligohymenophorea; Peniculida; Parameciidae. The record is from the annotation of a GenBank genome assembly.